Molecule: messenger RNA, 1710 nt
Organism: Cetraspora pellucida
Lineage: Eukaryota; Fungi; Glomeromycota; Glomeromycetes; Diversisporales; Gigasporaceae
Source: the annotation of a GenBank genome assembly
AUGAAUUCGCACCUGAGUGAUUCUAGCGAAACAUCAUCUAUUUCAGCAACUUCUCUCAAUACACAGAAUAAUUUGCCAAUAGCCGCACAAUUCUCAUCUAAUAAUAACAUGAAUGAAAUUUCGAGUACAGACUACCAGGUUGAACAUCAAGACGUUGAUGCGAAUUGGUAUCGACGGUUUUUCUAUGGAAGAGACCAUCCCACGUUUAUAGGAACUAUUGAACCAUAUGGUCCUGUUAUAGUUUCAAUUAUUCAUGAUACGUAUCACAAUGUCGGUGAUAUAUACUGGUAUAGAUACAUUGUUCGCAAAAAAGAGGUUUCAGACCAUCGUGGUGUUUUAGCAGGCCAAGCUUACUUUGGUGAACCAAUAUGGGAAGAACUAUUGAAAAUGAUCGACAGAAAUUUUGUACCACACCGUUUGACAAAAUUUAUAACCACACCAGAAUUAAGCAAAGAACUAUUAAAUUUAGAUGAAUCAAGGCUUCAACAACAAUACAAGAUUGGUGUUCUUUAUCAAGCACCAUUUCAAGUAUCCGAAGAAGAAUGGUUUGCAAACACAACAGCGUCACCGGAGUAUGAAAGGUUCCUUAAAUUGUUAGGCACUAAAAUUGAACUGUUGGGAUGGCAGCGGUUCGGAGGCGGUUUAGAUACAAAAACGGGAGGUUCCGGCAAAUAUUCAAUUUAUGACCAUGGAACAUGGAAAGAUUUUGAGAUAAUGUAUCACGUGAGCACCUUGUUACCUUUCGAAGAUAAAAAUAAAUAUCAAAUUACAAGGAAAAGGCACUUGGGAAAUGAUGUCGUAUGCAUAGUAUUUCAAGACGUACCGAAACCAUUUUCUCCAUUCGCAAUACGUUCACAAUUCUUACAAGUGUAUGUAAUAGUCCGCCCUGUACAUUUGCACAAUGGUUAUGAAGCUUAUAGUGUUGAAAUAAUGUGCAAAGAAGGUGUUCCGUCUUUCGGUCCCGCAUUACCCAGUCCACCAAUCUUUUAUGAUCUAAUAUCAUUAAAGAAAUUUUUAGUUGCCACAGUUAUAAAUGGCCAAAACGCUGCAUGGAAAACCUUAAAACUAUCUGAACCAUUCCUCCGAGCCCGAAAUGGUAUGGUGUGUGACAUUGCCAAAAGGUAUACACCUUUAGUACUUACUCCAUUGACUCCUCCACAAUCACCAAAGAAAAUUCCACGAGAUGACAUAGACAGUACCUUGAAACGACUUUUUAUUAAAGAAUUGAAAUUAAAUGGUUCAUUACCCGAUAUACUGCAAGUAAAAUCUUUACUUGAUAAAGGCGCAAAUCCAAAUAUUAGGAUACCUCGACCUAAACCAUCUCGGGAACAAUUAAGACAACAAUCGGUAUCGUCUUCAUUAACUCACAACAGUUUUAAUUCAGAAUCAAGUGAAAAUGAGUCAAUGUACAAACUUCCAAAUAUAUUAUUUGCUGCCAUAGCAUUGGCAGAUGAUCCUGUAUAUGUUAAACUAUUAAUUAAUUAUGGUGCUGAAACAAUGCCACGAGACACUCGUUUCCCAAAUGCAUUUGUAUUUGCCGCAAGGUAUCAAAGAGUAGAAACAAUGAGAUGUUUACUGGAAAAUGUGCCUUCAUUGGGUGAUCCAGAAUCUGUUGAUGCCGCUAUAGGUGAACGUGGUAACAGCAAAAAUUCUGUCGGGACCAAAUUAUGGGAAGAAGUUAAAAAGUUAAAGAAUUCAUUUAGAAAUUAA